This is a messenger RNA of Aquila chrysaetos chrysaetos, 4511 nucleotides long. It is a transcript of the gene MTMR14, whose product is annotated as myotubularin related protein 14. Bases 62 to 1810 code for a protein of 582 amino acids. Gene Ontology annotation, molecular function: phosphatidylinositol-3-phosphate phosphatase activity. NCBI's taxonomy places the organism in Eukaryota, Metazoa, Chordata, Aves, Accipitriformes, Accipitridae. Gene Ontology annotation, biological process: dephosphorylation. The record is from RefSeq and is a predicted model, not a curated record. The transcript is spliced from 19 exons.
GAAGCGGCGGGCGGGGCGGGGCCAUGGGCCGGCGGCGGGGGUGGUGGUGAGCGGCGCGGGGAUGGCGGCGGCCCGCGGCUGCCCCCCGGCGGGCUCCGGGGACCGUGCCCUGGCCGAGCUGCUGCUGGAGUUCUCCCGGGCACAGUACCGCGCCAAGGACGGCGGCGGCGGCGCCGCCGCUGCUAAGGUGGAGCGGAUCGAGCGGCGGUGCCUGGAGCUCUUCGGCCGCGACUACCGCUACAGCGUGAUCCCCAACGCGCACGGCGAGGUCUGCGCCCACUACCCGCGGCACAUCGUUCUCCUGGAGCGCGACGUCGGCGUCGGCCGCGACCCGUUUGAGAGCACUGUGCAGGUUGGCAAACUGCAAGACCUUAUCAACCGAAGUAAGAUGGCGAGGUGUAGAGGACGAUUUGUUUGCCCAGUCAUUCUGUACAAGGGAAAGCAUAUUUGCAGAUCUGCAACACUGGCUGGCUGGGGAGAGCUCUAUGGGCGCACUGGCUACAACUAUAUCUUCUCAGGAGGUUCUGAUGAUGCUUGGGCAGAUGCAGAAGACAUUUCAGAGGAAGAUUCUGCACUUAGAAAUGCAGACUCCCAGCUGUUUGACAAGGUCAGAGGGCACGACAUCAAGCUGCUUCGAUACCUGUCUGUCCGAUAUAUCUGUGACCUGAUGGUGGAAAACAAGAAGGUGAAGUUUGGCUUGAAUGUGACGUCUUCUGAGAAGGUGGACAAAGCUCAACGUUAUGCUGAUUUCACGCUUCUCUCCAUCCCAUAUCCAGGCUGUGAAUUUUUUAAGGAGUACAAAGACCGGGAUUAUACAGCUGAAGGUCUCAUAUUUAACUGGAAACAGGAUUACGUAGAUGCUCCAUUAAGUAUCCCAGUCUCUCUGACCCAAUCUCUGAAUAUUGAUUGGAGCGAAUACCAGAGCUGGGACCUUGUACAACAGACACAGAACUACCUGAAGCUGCUGAUCUCCAUCAUCAAUAGUGAUGAUGACAGUGGGCUCCUGGUGCACUGUAUAUCCGGCUGGGAUCGAACUCCUCUCUUCAUCUCCUUAUUGCGCCUCUCCUUAUGGGCUGAUGGGCUGAUCCACGCAUCCCUGGAGCCGUCUGAGAUUCUCUACCUGACGGUGGCCUAUGACUGGUUUCUCUUUGGGCACAUGUUAGUCGAUCGACUCAGUAAAGGAGAAGAGAUUUUCUUUUUCUGCUUCAAUUUUCUGAAGCACAUCACCUCUGAGGAGUUCUCUGCUGUGAAGUCGCAGAGAAGGAAGAGUUUGCCACCCAGCUUCACCCUGGAAGAGAUCUGCAUGCUCAAGCAGAGAGACCGAGGCAGCACCACAAGUCUGAGCAGCGACUUCUCCCUGGGGAUGGAAAGUUCCCCUGGAGCAGCUGGGAGCUUCACUUAUGAAGCAGUGGAGCUGAUGCCAGCAGGAGCACAGGCUCAAGCAGCAUGGAGGAAGAGCUGUGCCUCGUCACCACAAGCUGUGCUCUGGAGCAGGGCACAGCAGUCUGAAGAUAGGCUGCCUUCUGCAGGGAUGGGCGAAGUCAAAUCCUCCAGCUCCUCCUCAUCAACCCAUUCUGAUAACUUCCUGAGGAUUGGAAGCAGCCCACUGGAAGUGCCCAGGUCCAGAUCGGCGGACCAUUCUCUGCCCGGAUCUUCCGUUUCCACAGACUUUGGCAGCUGGCAGAUGGUGACAGGGUGUGGCAGUAUUCGGGAGCAGGCAAUCCUGAGCGCAGACGCCUCUCUCCCUUGCAGCUUCCCGGAUGAGUUCCCUAGCACUUGCCUGAAGAAGAGGCUUUUCUCUCUUCCCUGAAGAUGCUGAAUUUGGGCAUAACUGAGUGGAUUUGAGGAUGCAUGCUUGUCGGGACAGGACUGGUAACCCAGAUUUUCUUGCUUUUGGAUCUCGCUCAUCUCCAUCUCCCCGCUGGGGUCAGAUCUUUGCUGCGGUAAGAGGAGGGCUUUCCUUCUGUAACCCCGAUUUUGUCUGACCACGCGCAGCAUUGUUUGCAGGCGCUGUGUCUGGCCAGUGCAGAGCAGCAGAGACCCUGCAUCCUGCCACAUCCUGCCAUGUAAAAUGGCUGGGACAUAAAUGUUCCUCCCCAAAUAGAAAGCCACCUCUGCGGAAGCUUGAAAGACAGGAGGUGUGCUUUAGUUGCCGGUAGAGGAGAACCUUGGCUUGUGCCUUCAGGCUGCAAACUCUCAAUCAAGAAACUGAAAUGGUAGAUCAGGGGCUGCCGCUAGCUAGCUGCACUAGAGUUGUGCAGCCAAACGUUUGCAGUCCUUUACCGAGAUCUGAGUAGGCGCUUUGGAGGCAGAGGGCAAGUGAUGUGAAAACCGAUGUCUCCUGUGAGACCGGCUAGCUGCCCUGGCUUGCCUCCUCAUGUGGCUGUGUGCUGUGCCGCUGAGCAGAGCAGAGCGGCUUCCCCAAGUUAUGGUGAAGCUACAAGACCCAUGAAUUGGCAGAUCAAAAAAUCACAAGAGAUGUCAGAUAUGGCCUGGCCGGGAUUUGCUCUCCUCCUUAACGAGGGCACGCUGAGCUGCUCAGGUAGUUGUUUGGAUAUGGGUGAGGGAGCAGAAGGGACUGAAGGAUUGGCAUCUGAAUUAGUGACUGCUUUACGGUGCCCUGAACCUGGCUGUGCUUGGUGGCUGCUGAUCAGCAGUGAGUUGUUGCUGCCCUUGGAGUUGGAUCUAACAUCAGAAUAGGGAAUUCAGUAGAGAAAUGUGAAUUGCAGUUGAGCUCUGAAUCUGCCUGUGCUGAGACCGUGGGCUCAUGCGGUUCGGAGUCCAGCUGCUUGGGAAAGCCAGGUUCAAAGGGAGAACAGCAGUGGUGCUUCUCCCUUGGGUGCGCAGCAGAUGCUGUGAGUGCUCUGCCCUGUUCAGCUCUUCAGUAGAGCUGUGGGGUGCUCGGGAGCACUCAACUGCAGGUGCGGGGACCGGGCGCCAUGUGGAAAGGAUGAAGAGUUCCCAAGGAUGUUGUGUUGAGCUUAACCCAGGGCCUCUACUCUCUCUCUGCUCUGCGUCAGCUCUGUUUGCUUAGUAGCCCAUUGUGGUUUUAUCCCAGUUUUUCACAGCCCAGCACAGUGUGAGUUUUUGGAAAAUUAAAUUCCAUUUAAGUUCCCACUUUACAUCUCAGCUGGCAGCAGCUCGAUGAAGGUACGCUUUUCACAGCCUACUUCUUGUGCUUGUGUGGGGCUUGUCAGGGCUUACUUCGAGCUGGGGCUUUGACAGCCUCCUCUCAUCCUGCACCCCAAACUGCAGACGAGCGGGCAGGCUGUAGGAAGUGUAGCGGGGCAGAGCGCCGUGGAUUUGUCAGGGAAGCGUGACCUGCCUCCCUGGUUGAACUGCUCAGAGUGAAAUGGUGCAGCUGGUCUUGCAGGGCUUGGUGUCGGGCAGUGGCCGGCCACUUGACCCUGCGCUCUCCAUGAAAAAAACCCAAGCGUCUAAAUACAAAAUUUGCCCUGUGAAGAGGUGCGAGAGCCAGAAGACACGGGACUUAACUGCUGCACGCCCUUGCUUACCUCUGCAUGUGACAUUUCAGAUCACUGUACUCGGGUGCAAGUAAGUCCUGCUUUCAUGUAGCUUAUUUUUAAUGCUAGCAGGUUUGCGAGUUCCACGUCCUAAUUAGGUUGCCAAAAAAGCAUCUUUUUAAUGUGUUUAGAUAUGUUGCCUUUUUCCUUUGCCCUCUAGCUUCUCUUUAUUAUCAGACACUGUAAACAGCGGCCUGGUUGGCUGCCUCGGCAUCGCUUGCUGUUUAUAGGCCUCCCACCAUAUCCUCUUGCUGCUGUUUCCGGACCGAAGCUGUUGGCUGUGGGUGGUUAACACUUCCAUUCAAAUGAGCUGUGCCAAUUUAUAGCCAGCCCAGGCGCUGGAGAGAUUAAAGAGAAUUUUUUAUGGGGAAGGUUCGCGCUGUGCCCUUGGAGUGACCUUUGAGGAAUGUCUUAUUCUCUCUGGGAACCACCGGCACGUCGCAGAGGCGCUGCAGCAAGGACCAUUUCAGGCCAGAGUGCUUGGAACAGCUGCCUCUGGACCCUAGUCUUGCUUUCCCCUGCUCCCUUGGCUGAAAUACCGCCUUCCCUCUGCUCUCUUCCCCCCGCCCCUAACCAGGUGCAUGGAUCAGCUGGAGAAGAGAGCAGGUCCCAGGGGAAGUCGUGCCCUACUCUGCGCGCAGCCCUCCCGCUUGCAGAGAGCAGCCGUGCUGGGGAGCAGAAGUAAAAUGCUGCUCAGCUCUCCUCUUUCCAUGGCUGGAGCGCUCCUUGGGGCUUUUGUCGCCUUGUCUGCCCCCUCUCAUCCCCCCUUCCCCAAGGCUGUCUGUGCUGGCACAAGGACGAGAGGCUGGGGCAGUUGGAAGUAAGAGAUGGUCACAAAUACGUUGGAAGCGACUGUCCAGGCACGGCACGUGUGGACAGGCUCCAUCUGGGAACGCUGUGCAAGGAGGGGAGGGAGCUGGCGCAGGGGCUGACGUCAGCCAGCACCCGCUUGGCGAAAGCAGCACUUUCUGUAUGAAACGUGGCCUC